Molecule: messenger RNA, 1533 nt
Organism: Pseudophryne corroboree (corroboree frog)
Lineage: Eukaryota; Metazoa; Chordata; Amphibia; Anura; Myobatrachidae
Product: N-acetyllactosaminide beta-1,3-N-acetylglucosaminyltransferase 3-like
Exons: 2
Coding region: 1-1101 (366 amino acids)
Cellular component (GO): Golgi membrane
Molecular function (GO): hexosyltransferase activity; UDP-glycosyltransferase activity
Source: RefSeq, a predicted model, not a curated record
AUGAUAAGAAGGAGGCGUACCUACAUCACCGUCCUCUCGCUCUGUCUUUGCUGCACCCUCUCUGUCCUCGCCUGGACUCUGUAUGAAAAUGAGCCUCUUCUGGACCUUCCUGACCUCCAACAGCCUUUCCCAGCCAACCUCAGUUCCUCUCCGUCUCUCCGAAGAUCUGUUACUCUGUACGACACAAACUUUAGUUUCUAUAUGGACCUGGCUGAAUAUUCCCAGGUAUAUCCCGCCCUCCAGACUUAUAGGUGCCGAGCCGUUAUAGGAUUGUUAGGCUAUUGCCAGACACAAAACCCCUUAAUUCUAAUGGCUGUGAAGUCCCACCCGGUGGCUUCUGACCGACGAGAUGCCCUCCGAAGGAGCUGGGCCAAAGAAAGAUCAAUUGAUGGGUACAGUUUGAAGCCUGUAUUUUUAAUCGCAAAUUCAGGAAGGCGGAGGCAGAUGGAGAGGCUGAUUGCCGAGGCGGCUGUUUAUGAGGACACUCUGUUGUGGGAUUUCCUGGAGAGCCACCAUAACUUGUCUCUUAAAGAGAGGUGCUUUCUGGAGUGGGUGCAUUACCGAUGUCCGGAGGCCAGGUAUAUAUUCAAAGGUGAUGACGACGAGUUUGUUAAUCCUCACGCCCUGGCCUCCUAUGUUUCCUCGUCUCCCAUAGAACAUCGUCUGAAGAUACAUGGCCAGCUGCAAAUUCACCCACCCCCUGACCGCUGGGGGAAAUACGCCGUUCCUCUUUCUGUCUAUCCUCAUGGCUAUUACCCUCCAUUUGUCUCCGGUGGGGGCUUCCUCCUUCCAACAGAAUUGGUGCCUUCUCUCAACUGGGCAGCGUCCAUCAUUCCAAUCUUCCCUCUCGACGAUGUCUUCUUUGGCUUCCUGGCUCUGGCGGCCAAGGUCUCAUUUCACCACGAGCCACGGUUCCGUUCCUUUGGAUUGAAGAAUGACGAUUUCUGCCACUAUUUGGACGUCCUGGUUGUCCAUGGAUUGACUCCCCAACGAAUGCUGGAAGUGUGGGAGGCCCUUCCCCACCUUAAGCCUUGUCCACCAGAACCAGAGGAGGAGGAGGAAGAGUAUGAGGAGACAGAGAACAUGGCUAUGUUUGAGUGAUGAGUUCUUACACUCUUCUGCCUGCACAUCCCUGGAAUAUUGUGCCUGCUACCUCCAGUCUAUCUGGUGGAUGGACAGCCUUAUAGAUCACUGAAUGACUAGCACCAGUGGACAGUGGUACGGUUCUAGAAGUUGCUGCCAGCAUAACCUGGAGCCAUCAGCCUUGCUUCCAAAAUGAAAUUGAUAUAUGGGUUAUUUUGGUGCUUGUGGACCCAGGGAUAAUGAAAGAGACAACCAUAAUAUACACAGUUACAGGCCUCCAAAGAACUAAUGUGAAUGUGAUAAUAUACCCACCAUAUCAGGCGGUGGUACUCGCAGUGCUAAGUGUGUCUAUAAUGAGUGUGUUCCUCCAAGUCUUUAAUAUCCAUCAGUCUCCAUCUCUGUAUAUACCCUUUAAUAACGCAAAGAACAGCAAGAGUGUACGCUGUGGGC